GUUCCCCACCCAAGCAGGCCACACUGGGUGGGGCAGGCCUGUGUUGGGUCUAGCAGUGAGGCUGUCUCCACUGCAGGCAAAGCCAGCCAGAGUCGGCUCGGAGCAGCCCUUUUGAAGGGUGAGAGCUGCCCCUAAUCGGAGCCUGGUCACCAUGCCCGCCCCUCUGCUCCCGCUGCUGGUGCGCACGCUGCUGUCCCGCCUGCUGCUGCCUGCUGCCCGCUUGGCCCGCCAGCACCUCCUGCCCUUGCUGCGCCGCCUGGCCCAACGCCUGGGCUCACAGGACACUCGGGAUGCUGUGCUGGGCUGCCUGCUGCUUGUCCUCAGCCAGCAACAUCCACCAGACGCCAGGGAAGCCUCCAGAGUGGACCCUGAGGAGCAGAAGGAGAGGCGAGGCCCCCGAAAGUGAUGCCAUGCUCCUGGCAGCCGUGGUGGCAAAGCACUUCCCUCUGGAGUGGGCUGGUCCUGGCACCACUCGGCCACAGCCUGGCAUGGCACUGGGCAUGAAUGGGGUCCUCCUGAAAGGACUCCCUGAAUCUGGCCUCCAGCAGACAGGGACCUGGCCUCCAGCGGACCUGGCCUCCAGCAGACAGGGACAGCAAAGCCCAGUGAUGCACAAUGCCUCACGGUGGGGGGCUAAGUGGUAUUUUAGCUCAAAGGGGAUAUGUGAAUCCAAACUGCCUUCCAGACCUGGGACUGACCUUUAAAGAAUAAGACCCCUGGAGGCUGACCUACUCCCAAAGGCCAGAACAUAGCAAGGAUGGAAGACAGCUCAAUAAAUACCUGCUAAUUCCUGGGGUGCCUUUGAAAGUCUUGUCACCCAUACUUCUGCCCAGCAAGACAGUUUGAGCUAGCAGGGAGGGGGGCACCCAGUCUCAAGGUACUCUUUUUGAUUUUGUGGAGUUUUGUUUGUUUUGAGACAGGGUCUCACAGUGUAGCACAGGCUGGCCUUGAAUUUGGAAUUGGCAAUCCUCUUGCCUCAGUCUCCUGGAUGCUGGGGUUGAUGUGCCACCACUGCCCACCAUAGGCACCUCCCUUUGGCUACUCCUUCCAUUUCCAGCUCAGCCCUUAAGACCUGGAAGCUGUGGGUAGUGCCUGACUCGGUUGGGAAAUGGUGUUGCUCAGCGACCACUAACGGUUCUGGGGCUCCGGUCUGUCGAGAGAAGCAGAUGGCUUGGAGGCAGGGGGGCUGUUUGUCUUUGAGCAAAUUUGAGGACAUCUCAGCUGUAGGGUGGGGAAGACAAUUCUGUUUGCUAAAGGACCCUGGGGACAAGUGUGAGGGUGCUUCCCAGGAGGGCUGAGGGGAUCUGAAAACUGGUGCCAGCCUCUAUUGCCCUCCCCAUGGGGGCCCUGUCCCACAGACUGUGACACAUUUGCAUCCAGGCCUCAGGAUCAUUUGUCUGUGGUUCUCAGCAGCCAUCCUAGACUCCAGGAUGGGCUGGGGAUCCAGGCUAGGAGGAGACAACGUGGGACACAGGCCCCUGUAGGGGAACCCCAUCCCCCGCACCCGGCCUGACCCGAGCCGACCCGCUUCUUCCCGAGUCCUUCAAGGCCAGGGCGCAUGCCCAGCCCCCUCCAGGUUCUGCGUCCGGGUACCCC
This is a messenger RNA of Cavia porcellus (domestic guinea pig), 1596 nucleotides long. It is a transcript of the gene Mymx, whose product is annotated as myomixer, myoblast fusion factor. The coding region runs from base 152 to 406 and encodes 84 amino acids. Lineage: Eukaryota; Metazoa; Chordata; Mammalia; Rodentia; Caviidae. Gene Ontology annotation, cellular component: plasma membrane; endoplasmic reticulum membrane; Golgi membrane. Gene Ontology annotation, biological process: myoblast fusion; skeletal muscle organ development. The record is from RefSeq and is a predicted model, not a curated record. The transcript has 2 exons.